AUGGGGAGGAAUUUGAGAAAUGGAGGGGUGUUUGCUGUGAUGUUGUUGCUGGGAUUGUUUGCUUUGCAGAUUGCUGAUGGUAGGAGGCUUGAGAAGGACACGCUUGGUGGCGGAGGCCUUGGUGGAGGCGGAGGGUUUGGUGGUGGAGGUGGCCUUGGCGGUGGUGCUGGUGGAGGAUUAGGUGGUGGAGGCGGAGCUGGUGGUGGACUUGGGGGAGGUGCUGGUGGAGGGCUCGGUGGUGGUGGCGGAGCUGGUGGUGGACUUGGGGGAGGUGCUGGUGGUGGUGGCGGAGCUGGUGGUGGGCUCGGGGGAGGUGCUGGUGGAGGGCUAGGAGGUGGUGGUGGCAAGGGAGGAGGGUUUGGUGGGGGCGUUGGAGGUGGUGGUGGCAAGGGAGGAGGGUUUGGUGGAGGUGUUGGAGGUGGUGCUGGUGGAGGAGCUGGAGGUGGAGCCGGUGGAGGGUUUGGUGGAGGAGCUGGAGGUGGAGCCGGUGGAGGAUUUGGAGGUGGAGCUGGAGGUGGAAAGGGAGGAGGGUUUGGUGGAGGCUCGGGUGGAGGAAUUGGAGGAGGAGCUGGAGGCGGAUCCGGUGGAGGAUUUGGAGGUGGUGCUGGAGGUGGAAAGGGAGGAGGGUUUGGUGGAGGUUCAGGUGGAGGAAUUGGAGGAGGAGCCGGUGGAGGAGCUGGAGGAGGAGCCGGUGGAGGAUUUGGAGGUGGAAAGGGAGGAGGGUUUGGUGGAGGUUCUGGUGGAGGAAUUGGAGGAGGAGCAGGAGGCGGUGCUGGUGGAGGGUUUGGAGGUGGAUCGGGAGGUGGGGGCGGUCUAGGAGGAGGAUCGGGAGGAGGGUUUGGUGGUGGAGCAGGAGGAGGUGGUGGAUUUGGCGGAGGAGCCGGAGGAGGUGGAGGAUUUGGUGGUGGACAUUAG
Molecule: messenger RNA, 915 nt
Organism: Salvia hispanica
Lineage: Eukaryota; Viridiplantae; Streptophyta; Magnoliopsida; Lamiales; Lamiaceae
Source: RefSeq, a predicted model, not a curated record